Closterium sp. NIES-67 is the source of this 6253-nucleotide messenger RNA. The record is from the annotation of a GenBank genome assembly. Lineage: Eukaryota; Viridiplantae; Streptophyta; Zygnematophyceae; Desmidiales; Closteriaceae.
AUCUCCCCCUCCCACUCUCCCUCCACCGUCGCCACACCUCGCCUCUCCUCCCCAACCCCUUCCGCUGAUCUCCCCGGCUCAUUCCUCCCCCUCACACCUCCCCUCCCAUCUCUCCUCACACAUCCCCUCCCAUCUCUCCUCACACCUCCACUCCGUUCUCUCCUCACACCUGCCCUCCGUUCUCUCCUCACAACUGCCCUCCCAUCUCCUCGCGCGCCUCCUCUCAAACUUCCCCGCACACCUCACCUUGGAUUCCUUCACCGCUUCAUUCGCUGCCUAUGCAUUAGCGGCGCGCUUUGACGUGGCUCAGAGGAGCCCACCUCCACCAGCAGCGGUGUUUGACCUGUCUAAAAGCUCCCCUGCGCCACCAGCACGAGGCAGCACAGCAGCAGCGCCUGCCCAUGGGCCAUGGAUGCUCCUGCUGCUGCGGCUGCUGCUGCUGCUGCAGCUGCAGAGACUGCUGCUACCGUGUCUGCACACACUCGAGCACUCCCAAAUAACAUAUCAGCACCUCAUCUACCAGCACCCCACGUGUCAGCACCCCAUGUUCCACCACCUCCGCCUGCGUCCAUGCAGCUAGCAGUGCGCGCAAGCCUUCCCAUGCAGCCCAAGGGCAAGCUCAGAGGCAACAAGGGCGCCGACAAGCACACUCAAGCGCGCGCAAAGGCGCUGGAGGGGGAGGAGAAGGACAAGUGGAGCAAGGCGCAGCGGCAGCUGCGGGAGAAGGUGGAUGGGUUCAUCAAGCGCAUGCGCUUCGUGCAAGGAGACCGUCGGUUCCGCCCAUGGGGAGGGUCUGUGCUGGACUCGGUGAUAGGGGCGUUCCUCACACAGAACGUCAGCGACCAUGCCAGCAGCUCUGCUUUCAUGCUCUUGGCUUCUCGUUUUCCCCCAAAGAGGGCGAAUGAGGGCAAAGACACCACCACUCCAUCUCCGCCUAAGGAUACGACGACUCGCAACAAGGGCGAGGUUGCAGCCGUAGGUGACCAGCGUGCUGCGAGUGACUUCAACACAGCUGCUGCCUCUGUAGUUGGUGCUACAGUCCAUGCUACAGCCGCAUUUACACCCCAUGCUACAGCCGCAUCUACUCCCCAUGCUACAGCCGCAUCUACUCCCCAUGCUACAGCCGCAUCUACUCCCCAUGCUACAGCCGCAUCUACACCCCAUGCUACAGCCGCAUCUACUCCCCAUGCUACAGCCGCAUCUACUCCCCAUGCUACAGCCGCAUCUACUCCCCAUGCUACAGCCGCAUCUACACCCCAUGGUAGAGCUGCCAACCCAGCAGCUGCAUCCGCCGUCGCAGACACCGUGUCUCCUUGCCGUCAAGUGCUUCGUCCCACUCACCCUGCCAUGCGUGGUAGCAGCAUCCAGACACAAGGGAAUGCGGGAGGAAGUGCAGGUGGGGAUGCAGUAACCGAUUCAUUGUUGCUGGAUACUCUGUGUCCUGCUCUCCUGCAGCUGUCUCUGGUUGACGGUGACCUCCCUCCACCUCCUGUUGCUGCUGCUGCAGCUGAGGCGCCUCAAAAGGUGUUGUUCCAGACUGCUGCUGUUGAUGCUGCUGAAACAGCACGACUGUGUGUGGCAGGAGCAGAGGAGAGAGGGCGGAAAGAAAAUGAUCCGGAGGGUGCGGUAGCAGUUGCGAGGGUGCGAGGAGUGGAGGGAUGUGGAGGGAGAGACGAGGGAGAGGAAGGACGAGGAGGGACGCAGGUGGGAGGCGCAUGGGUGGGACGCACAAGGCAGGAUGCAAGGAGAUGCAUUGUGCGGGGUGAGAGGGAUGAAAGGGGCGGUGGAGCGAGGAGUGGGAAUGGUGAGAGUGAAAGGCUGAGGCCGUUGCUGGAAGUGCUGAGUCAGGGGCAAGACACACCGCAGAGCAGUAGAAGGGAGCAAGAAACACCGGAUAGGAGCAAGAGCACGUGGAGUGCCCUGGAAUAUUCGGCACGGGCGUUGAGAGAGGAGAAGGCCGGUGGGUUCAAGGUGCCGGCUGGAAAAAAGGGACUCCAGAAACAGAAUCAGCAGCAGCAACAGCAGCAGCAGCAGCAGGGGGUGCAUGAGUGGGAGGAGAUGCGGCAGCAGGCGCUGGUGAGGAUGAUGAGGGAGGAGCGGAGGAGGGCGAGGGAGAGGAGGGAAGCGGAAGAGUUUGGGUUGAGAUUCGAGGAGGUGCCGUGCGUGCAAGUGGUGGAAGUGGUUGAAAUUGAGGAAAUUGAGGAAGUUGAGGAAGUUGAGGGGGGGGUAGAAGGAAUGGAAGUUGAGGGAGCGGUGGAAUUGGUGAGAGGGAUGGAUGGGAUGAGAGGGGUGGGUGGAAUGGAUGGGGUGGUGGCAGGGAAGGACGUGAUGGGAGGUGAGGAGGGCGGCUUGGUGGAGGGCGAGAUGGGAGCAGGGAUGAAUGUGACAUGUGCAGUCAUGGAGGGUAGGGGGGAUGUGGAGGAAUGCAGGGACGCGAGAGUGGAAGGGGCUUCCGAUUCCCACUCCACUGCCGUCGCCGCCGCCGCCGCCGCCACAGCCACUGCUGUGGCUUCUGCUGCCGCUGCUGCCGUUGUUGCUCCUCCUCCUCAUCCGGCUGGUGCUGCUACCGCUGCUGCGGCGGCUGCUGGUGAUGGAGAUACGUGCGUGGAUGACUGCGAGAGCGCAGAUCACCCACAAGCAGGGCAGAUCACAAGUGAUGGCAGCCUGCCGGCUAGCGUGAUGGGGCUGAGUGCGGCUUGGGGGGGAGGCAGGGCGGUGCAGGAGUGUGUGGACUGGCAUGCGGUGUCACGGACCGAUGUGGUGACACUGGCUGGGAUCAUCGCCGACAGAGGCAUGUCCGCCAUGCUGGCUGGGCGAAUCAAGGCGCUCCUGAAUCGCCUGGAGACUCAGCACGGGUCGCUCAGUCUCGAGUGGCUGCAUGCGCUGCCUGUCAGACUCGCACAGGACUUUUUAGUGAGCAUCAGGGGCAUGGGGCUCAAGAGCACCGAGUGCAUCCGCCUACUCUGCUUGCGCCACCUUGCUUUUCCAGUGGACACGAACGUGGGGCGCAUCUGCGUGCGCCUGGGGUGGGUGCCUCUGGAGCCUCUGCCGCACGACCUGCAGCUGCACCUUCUGGAGCAGUACCCAGUCCAGGAGAGUCUGCAGCGAUACCUGUGGCCACGGCUAUGCGGCAUGACGCAAGAGAUGCUCUACGAGCUGCACUACCAUAUGAUCACGUUUGGCAAGGUGUACUGCACGAAGCGCAGCCCCAACUGCAUUGCGUGCCCCAUGAAGGACCGAUGCCAGCACUUCAACAGCGCUCUCAACGCGAAUCGCCCUCUUCUGGCAUCUACCCUUCAAGGCAGCGCCACCAGUGCUGGGGGCACAGCGGGCCCGAGGAGGGAAGCGCAAGGUAGCGCCAACCAAGGGGUGCGGGGCCGAGGGGGCUUGAAGACAGACGGUGUAGAGGGGAGAAGAGCCACAGCGGGGCCACCUGCUGCUGCUACUACGUCUGCUGCUUUCACCGCUGGCGCUGCAGGCAGAGCAGCUGCAGUGGCAGCUGCAGCAGCAGCAGAAGCAGCAGCAGCAUCACACCCUAAGAUCGUUGGGAUUCUAGAAGGUGCAGCAGCAGGAGGGGGGGGAUCAGCCGCUGCAGAAGCAGCUAUUGGACUUGGUUGGGGUGCAUCAGCAGGCAGGAGUGGCGCAAAAACUGUGAGGAAGUUUAGAAGCAUGACACAGCUGCUGAAUGCACAGCGCUCACAGCAGCAACCACAGCAGCAACUCCAGCAGCAACCGCAGCAGCAACCACUGCACAGGCAGCUUUCAUAUGGCAUCUCCCAACCCGGAGCAGCAGUUGCUGCAGGAACAGCAGGAGGGUGCUCUGCAGCAUUUCUAUCGGGGGCACAGGCAGCAGCACCAGCAGCAGCAGCGAAUCACUGCACCCUAGCGGCACUCACAGCAAUGCAUGACAUUCCGGCUCCACAGAUAGUGCCCAGGACGGUUGGUACCGCUCAGACAUUGGUGUUAGCACCACGGAUACAGAUGCCAAUGCAGAUACAGGUACAGACACGGGCACAGACACAGAGACAAACACACGCAUUAACACCACAGGCACACGCAUUAAUGCAACAGGCACACGUAUUAACAACACAAGCACACGCAUUAACACCACAGGCACACGCCUCAACACCCCAGGCACACGCCUUAACACCCCAGGCACACGCACUGACACCCCAGGCACACGCCUCAACACUCCAGGCACACGCACUGACACCCCAUGCACACGCCUUAACACCCCACGAACACGCACUAACACCCCAGGCACACACAAAAGCACAGGCAGGGGCAGAGCCAGGGGGAGAGGCAGAGGCAGGUUUGGUGGCCGAGAUUGGGAGGAGCACCCGGGCGCUCCAAAAUCCUGGGCACCCAGAUAGAAGGAGAUUCGGUGGGGUGACAUUUGAGUCGACUCAAAAUUCCCCUCCAUAUGGGCACCCAGACAGGAAGAGAUUUGGUGGGGAGACGGAGAGAGCGGCAAGAGAGCAGGAAGAGAGAAGGGGCGCUGCUGGGGAAGGGGAAGGGGCGGAUGGGCGGAGGUGGGCUGUUUUGGGGCGCUGUGAAGGGUUGAGGUCUACUGGGGAGAUGGAUUCUAGUGCGUGGUUGAGGUCUGGUGCUGUGCCUGUGGUGGAGGAGCCAGCCAGCCCAGGGGGGAAUGAAAGGCACUGUGUGACGGAAGGAAUGAAGAGCGCCGGUGGUGAUGAUAUGAGGGCCGCAGGGGGGAAUGGAGGGGACAGAGGGGAGGGGGGGUACGGGGGAGGCGGAAGGAGGAGCAGGGUGAUUGUGGGAGAAGGGUUGAAGGGAGGCGACGAGGGGGGACGCAAGGGGAGGGAGGUUGAUGGUGGUUACGGUGGUGCUGUAGGUGCCGAUGGUAGCAAUGGCCAUGUUAGACAUGCCCACGGUGCCCAUGAUGUUGCUGAUGGCGAUGGUGAUUAUAACGGCGGUGACGAUGCACAUGAUGGGCAUGAUACUCAUGACGGUGACAGCAACACUGGUCAAGGCACAUCCUGCAGUGGGGAUCCAAGCAGGGCCCUGGUGCUGCUUCCAGACGACGUGGCAGCAUGCAUGCAGCCGCCACCUCUCAAGGCGGCUCAGCGCCUCCGCACCAUCCACUACGUGUACGAGCUACCCGAUAACUCCCCUCUGCUACAAGCGUUGGAUCCUCGCCACCCUGACGACCGUUGCCCGUACCUGCUCGCUCUCUGGGGUCCAGGUGAAACCCUCCCUGCCACGCCCACGCUGCCGGAGAUGGCACGGCAGAUGGCGGAGGAGAAGCGCACGCAGCAGCAGCAGCAGCACAAGGGGACGCAGGGAGGCUCGCAGGAGGUGGGAGAGAAGCAGAGGAGGAUGCAGCUGGGGAGGGGGGGAAAUGCGGCACAGGGAGCUGGAGGGGUGAGGGGGGUGGCAGAAACAUGGGUGAGCAGCGGGGUGGAGCGAAGCAGGGAAGAAGGGGCAGCUGUUAAGAAGCCGCAAAAUCAGCAAGUUGUUAUUCGGGAGAUGACGGAGACAGAGGUGCUAUUAGAGAGAAGCGCACCCAGGGGGGCAGGAUGGGAGGGAACACCAUGGAUGGGCAUGGGGGGUGAGGCUUGUGAGCUAGGCUGUGGGAGCGGCGGUGGCGGCGUUGGUGGCGGUGGUUGCGGUGGUGGUGGUGUUGGUGCUGCUGCUGCUGCUGCUGCUGGCACGGUGGCCAAGGGUGCUGGUGUGUUCAAUGGAGGCAUGGCCAAUGAUGAGGAUACGGUGCCAGGGACACUGCUGAUUCCUUGCCGCACUGCAAUGCGUGGGAGCUUCCCGUUGAACGGCACGUACUUCCAAAACAACGAGGUGUUUGCCGAUGCCGCCACGAGCAAGCAGCCUCUAGCUGUUCCUCGCUCUCUACUCUGGUGCCUCCCCCGGCGCUUCGUGCUAUGUGGCACCUCCAUCCCCUCUGUCUUCAAAGGGCUCACAACUCUGCAGGUCCAGUCUGUCUUCUGGCAAGGCUAUGUGUGCAUCAGAGCGUUCGACCGCACCUCCCGAGCUCCUGAGCCCCUCGUGCCCCAUCUACACAGCAGCCCUUCCUCCAAGCUCAAAGCCAGCAAAGGCAGCAAAGGCAGCAGCAACGGGGACGGGAACGGCGUUCAGAGGCAGUCAGGGGGCAGUAACAUGGUGGCAUGACAAACCCUGUCGUUAUGUAAUGAGCGGCAGUCUGUACAUAUACAUUAUGCUACCGUACUGGUGCUGUGGCUCUGGCAUGUGCUGCUGCUGGCUGGAGCCUGCUUGAUGU